GGGCCAGCUACUCAGACCAGGGAUAAAAGGCCUCGGGGAGUGACAAGGAAGCCAGAUGCCACCCCCACUCCCCAGACAGGAGACAUCAAGGAUCCAGCCACCAGCUCUCAGAAUGUUCCUCAUGCUGAUGGCUCUUCAGAUCUUGGCUGUAGCUGUGGCCCAGAACCAAGGGAAUGAGAACAAGAUCAUCGGUGGCUACACAUGCAUCCGGAGCUCCCAACCGUGGCAGGCAGCCCUCCUGCAAGGCCCCCAGCGUCGUUUCCUCUGUGGAGGGUCCCUGCUGUCCGACCAGUGGGUCAUCACCGCUGCUCACUGUGCCCGCCUGAUCCUUCGAGUCGCCCUGGGCAAGCACAACCUGAAGAUCCCGGAGGCCACACAGCAGGUGCUGCGCGUGGUCCGUCAGGUGCCACACCCCCAGUACAACUCGCGGACCAACGACAACGACCUGAUGCUGCUGCAGCUGGAGCGGCCCGCCCGGCUGGGGCCUGGGGUGCAGCCCAUCUCUGUGGCCAGCUCCUGCGCCGGCGCGGGCACCUCCUGCCUUGUGUCGGGCUGGGGCACCACCUCCAGUCCUGUUGCCAGGUACCCCAACUCUCUGCAAUGCGUGGACAUCAACAUCUUCUCAGAUCAGGAGUGUCGGCGGGCCUACUCUGGCGCCAUCACCCCGGGCAUGGUCUGUGCAGGGGUCCCCCAAGGCGGGAAGGACUCCUGUCAGGGUGACUCCGGGGGACCCCUGGUGUGUGGAGGGCAGCUCCAGGGCCUCGUGUCCUGGGGGAUGGAGCGCUGUGCCCAGCCUGGUUACCCCGGCGUCUACACCAACCUGUGCAAAUAUCACACCUGGAUCCAGAGAACCAUACAGAGAAGAUCAUAGCUGGCGGGACAGAACAUCACCUGCCCACAUGCUCCCCAGACCCUGCCCUUCCCACUCAAGACCUAGGGACCCCAGCCCCCAGCUCCUCCUCCCUCAGACCCCUAGCAUCCUGAUCCUGACCCCUGGCUCAGAACUCCCCUCUCCCAGAGCAGUUCCUUCAGGGGUUCUCUCUGUACCCCUACAUCCUCCCCAUCGUUAUCCAGGGUACCCAGAGCAGGAGCAUGAACACAAAGGCACUGAAUGGCACCACAUUCUGAAGAAGACAAUUUUCAAAGCUCUCAGCGUCUCUAAAAACCAGAUAAAUGCUACGAAUAAAAUUUUAACAAUCCUGCAACAAGGACCUACUGUAUAUCACAGGGGACUCUGCUCAAUGUUUUGUGGCAGCCUGGAUGGGAGGGGAGUUUGAGAGAGAAAGAAUACACGUAGAUAGUGUGGCUGAGUCCCUUUGCUGUUCACCUGAAAUUAUCACAACAUUGUUUGUUAAUCAGCUACAACUACG
Messenger RNA from Capra hircus (goat), 1370 nucleotides. RefSeq names its product kallikrein related peptidase 14 (gene KLK14). The coding region runs from base 56 to 871 and encodes 271 amino acids. Gene Ontology annotation, biological process: proteolysis; epidermis morphogenesis; seminal clot liquefaction. The record is from RefSeq and is a predicted model, not a curated record. Gene Ontology annotation, molecular function: serine-type endopeptidase activity. The transcript has 6 exons. NCBI's taxonomy places the organism in Eukaryota, Metazoa, Chordata, Mammalia, Artiodactyla, Bovidae.